Messenger RNA from Penicillium angulare, 3066 nucleotides. RefSeq names its product transcription elongation factor spt5 (gene spt5). The coding region runs from base 1 to 3066 and encodes 1021 amino acids. Gene Ontology annotation, molecular function: mRNA binding; protein binding. The record is from RefSeq and is a predicted model, not a curated record. The transcript has 5 exons. Gene Ontology annotation, biological process: regulation of DNA-templated transcription elongation; transcription elongation by RNA polymerase II; regulation of transcription by RNA polymerase II. Gene Ontology annotation, cellular component: DSIF complex. Lineage: Eukaryota; Fungi; Ascomycota; Eurotiomycetes; Eurotiales; Aspergillaceae.
AUGUCUUCGAAUCUGCUCAACCAGGACUUUGGGUCCGACGAGGAAGAGGAUGACUUCAACCCCGCCCCUAUAGAUGAUUCCGAUGCCGAGGAGCCUCAGCCACCAAAAGCUGGCAAGGGUUACCAUGGUGCGAAUGACGAAGACGAAGACGAAGACCAAAACGGCGACGAUGAUGAUGGCGCCGAAGCAAAUGAUGAUGAUGAUGAAGAUGAUGCAGAGGAGGAGGACGCAGUGGAGCGUCCACGCAAGCGCAGAAGAGGGGGUGUCCACAAUUUCUUCGAGGAGGAGGCUGGUGUCGACGAGGAAGAAGAUGAAGCCGAAGAGGACGAGGAUGAGCUCGCCGAGUUUGGUACAGAAAUGCACCCCGACGAUCUUGAUGCACUACCCGCCGGUGCAGAGACAGAUGACCGCCGUCACCGACAGCUCGAUCGCCAGCGUGAGCUGGAUGCGACAAUGGAUGCAGAGAAGCAAGCGCAGAUGCUCAAGGAGCGUUAUGGUCGAAACCGUGCAGCAGCAACCGAUGCCCUUGUGGUCCCUAAACGUCUACUUCUCCCAAGUGUUGAAGACCCUAGUAUCUGGGGUGGUCGUUGUAAACCAGGCAAGGAGCGAGAGGUUGUUUACUCUAUUCAGAAGCGCAUUGAGGAGCGCCCAGCUGGCUCGCGCAACCCGAUCCGUAUCAUUUCGGCAUUUGAACGUGGUAACAUCAUGCAAGGUUGGUUCUACUGUGAGGCACGCAGACAACCUGAUGUCACCGAUGGCCUUGAGGGCAUCAACUUCUAUUAUCCAUCUCAAAAAUUGACACUAGUCCCGGUUAAGGAGAUGCCUGAUCUCCUUCGGGUCCAAAAAUCAGAAGAACUUAACCCAGGUGGAUGGGUUCGAAUGAAGCGUGGCAAAUACCAUGAUGAUCUCGCCCAGAUCGAGGAGGUUGAGACAAACGGCCUCAAUGUGACUGUACGACUUGUUCCCCGACUUGAUUACGGGAUGAAUGAUGACUCGGCCGCUAUGGUUGACCCUAAGCGGAAGCGAACUGCUGCAAGCGCCAUUCGCCCGCCUCAGCGUCUGUUCAGCGAAGCAGAGGCAAAGAGGAAGCACGCAAAAUAUCUUUCUGCUACAUCAGGACUGGGCGGCAAGUCAUGGAAUUAUCUCAAUGAAAAUUACAUUGACGGAUUCCUCAUUAAGGAUGUGCGAAUUUCACACUUGCUUACCAAGAACGUCAACCCGCGCUUGGAGGAGGUGACCAUGUUUGCCCGUGGCGGAGAGGAUGGUGCUGCCAACCUGGAUCUGGCAUCUUUGGCUGACUCCCUCAAGAAUGCUAAUGCUGAAGACGCUUACCAACCCGGUGACCCUGUAGAGGUCUACCGAGGCGAGCAACAGGGUUUAAUUGGUAAAACCGUUUCUACUCGGGGUGAGAUUGUCUCAUUGCAAGUAACUGAAGGCGAUCUCGCCGGGCAAACCAUUGAUGCUCCCGUUCGAACGCUCCGUAAGCGUUUCCGUGAAGGUGACCAUGUCAAGGUCAUUGGAGGUAGCCGUUACCAAAAUGAGUUGGGUAUGGUGGUUCAAGUCAAGGACGACACUGUUACCCUGCUUAGUGAUAUGAGCAUGCAAGAGAUCACUGUCUUCAGUAAAGAUCUUCGUCUUUCGGCGGAGAUGGCUGCUGAUGGACAGCUUGGUAUUUAUGACGUUCACGACCUGGUGCAACUUGAUGCUGCUACCGUUGGAUGUGUUAUCAAGGUCGACCGCGAGUCCCUUCGCGUUGUGGAUCAGAAUGGCUCUGUUCGCAACAUUCUGCCUACCCAGAUUGCCAACAAAAUAACUCCUCGUCGAGACGCUGUGGCUACAGAUAACAAUGGCGCAGAGAUUCGACAUGGCGAUACUGUUCGCGAAGUUCAAGGAGAGCAGAGGAGUGGUGUCAUUCGCCAUAUCUAUCGCUCGUUCCUCUUCUUGCACAAUAAGGCUCAGGCCGAAAAUGCAGGUAUCUCUGUAGUUCGAACAACAAAUGUUGUUACUGUCUCCGCUCGAGGUGGUCGUCCUACAGGUCCAGAUCUGACCAAGAUGAAUCCUGCCAUCGCAGCGCAACGCCCUGGUGGCCGUGGCAACGGUGCGAUGCCACCUCCUCAGCGUGGUCGGGAUCGGUUAAUCGGGAAAACUGUCCAAGUUCGCAAGGGUCGUUUCAAGGGUCUGGUCGGUAUUGUUCGAGAUGCCGAUGAUAAGACUGCCCAGGUUGAGCUUUACACAUCAAACAAGCCUGUUCUCAUCCAACGAGAUAUUUUAGCGCCAAAAGACCCAAUCUCAAAACAACCACUGGAUAUGGGACGUGGCAGGGGAGGAUCGCGUGUCCCAUAUGGAGGCGCUCCUCCUUCCAGAGGCGGAGGGUGGCAAGGGGGCCGUACCCCUAUGUCUGGCGGAGAUUCUUCGAGAACUCCAGCUUGGGGAGGAGCAUCUUCUGCCCGCACUCCAGCUUGGUCUGGUGUGAGUGGAUCGCGUACGCCUGCCUGGAAGAACGACGGAAACCGCACCUCUUACGGCGACGGAAGUCGUACUGCCUACGGGGAUGGAAACCGGACUGCUUAUGGUGGCAUUGGCAACCGAACCCCUGCCUGGAACUCUGGCUCACGCACGCCAUAUGACACUAGCUCAGGCUAUGACGCAUUUGCCUCAGGAUCUCGUACCCCAGCUUGGGGAGGCGCCGGCGCCAGCGCUGCUCCUCCUGCUGGUAACCGCACACCUGCCUGGGGCGGUUUACCAAAUGGCCGAGACCAGCGUGACUACGAUGAUGCCCCCACUCCCGGUGGUUAUUCUGCACCUACCCCUGGUGCAUACGGUGCUCCUACUCCUGGCGCCUCUGCGCCAACUCCCGGUGCUUGGGCCGACAAUGCUCCUACACCCGGAGGAGCUUUCAGCGCUCCAACCCCGGGCGCUAACCCAAGGCGCGGUUAUGAUGCACCUACACCUGCUGCGUAUGAUGCACCCACCCCUGCACUGGGCGGUGCUGCUGAGACACCUGGAGCAGGUUAUGGUGAUGAUGAUGCUGGCCCGCGUUAUGAUGAAGGCACACCGAGUCCGUAA